GUCCCGCGGGCUCCCGCCAACCCCCGCGCAGAUUUGGCGCCGAGCGCGCAGGCCCCUUCUCGCGGCGGGAACCUCCAGAAUCUCGCGAUCAACGCGGUUUAGCCGCCGCGUCUGGCCCCGCGCUGUGGCCGCGGCGGUGCCCCGGAGGAGGAGAAGAUGCUAGAGCCAGAGGAGAAUGGCUUGAUUGACUUACCAGAUUAUGAGCAUAUAGAAGAUGAAACUUUUCCUCCUUUUCCACCUCCAGCCUCUCCACAGAGAGGAGAUGGAGAAGGAGCUGAACCUGAUGAAGAGUCAGGGAGAGGAGCGCCUGUUCCUGUACCUCCAAAGAGAACAGUUAAACGGAACAUACCUAAGCUGGAUGCUCAGAGAUUAAUUUCAGAGAGAGGGCUUCCAGCAUUAAGGCAUGUGUUUGAUAAUGCAAAAUUCAAAGGUAAAGGUCAUGAGGCUGAAGACUUGAAAACGCUAAUCAGACACAUGGAGCAUUGGGCACAUAGGCUAUUCCCUAAACUGCAAUUCGAGGAUUUUAUUGACAGAGUUGAAUACCUGGGAAGUAAAAAGGAAGUUCAGACCUGUUUAAAACGAAUUCGACUUGACCUACCUAUUAUACAUGAAGAUUUUAUUAGCAAUGAUGGUGAAGCAGGAGAAAAUCAUGGCUAUGAUAAAACUGCUACCGAAUUAGAUCCCUUUUUGACAAACUUAGUGGAAAGUGAGAACUUUGUUUCUGAGCCAAAUAGAAGCCUAACAGAAGAACAACAACAGAGAAUAGAGAGAAAUAAACAACUGGCCUUGGAAAGAAGGCAGGCAAAACUACUAAGUAAUAGUCAGUCCCUUGGAAAUGACUUAUUAAUAAACACACCCAGGGCACCAACCAUCGAAGAGGAUGAGGAUCAAGAAGAGUCAUCAGACAGAUUUCACAAAGACAUUCUAGACAAUCCACAUAAUGCUGCUGAUGUUAAUACUGUAAAUGAAGAGGAGGAAUUAAAAAUAGAGCACACACCACUGGACCAAUCCUUUUAAAAUGUACAAUAGUAACUUUAUGGUUUAUCCAGAAAUGUUACUAAGAUUGGAUAGGGUUCAACUAAGAGAAAAUCUAUUAGCUUGCUGUCCUCUAAGUUUUAGAUUAGUAUAUAUUUUGUUUACUUGGAGUGAAAACACAGAUUCCUUUUUAAAAUCUGGUAUUAUUUAUAUUUAUACUUGUUUCUUACUAUAGUUGAGCCUAUUUAUUCUCUUUAGUGUUUUUAUAUAGAUUUAACUUUGUGAAAAUAAGUAGUUAAGCACCUUCUGCUAGUGUGCCAUUGAAUGUUUUGUUUUCAGUAAAUUGGGGAUUUUAAGAUAUAAAUAUAUAUUGAAUAUUAAUGUCCAUUUUUAAGAAAUAAAAAUCUUAUAAACUAUC
Messenger RNA from Canis lupus familiaris (dog), 1393 nucleotides. It is a transcript of the gene TIPIN, whose product is annotated as TIMELESS interacting protein. NCBI's taxonomy places the organism in Eukaryota, Metazoa, Chordata, Mammalia, Carnivora, Canidae. Gene Ontology annotation, cellular component: replication fork protection complex; nucleus. The transcript has 8 exons. The record is from RefSeq and is a predicted model, not a curated record. Gene Ontology annotation, biological process: DNA replication checkpoint signaling; replication fork processing; DNA damage response. Gene Ontology annotation, molecular function: DNA binding. The coding region runs from base 157 to 1017 and encodes 286 amino acids.